UGUAAUUUCUUCUUCAAUAAAGCUCUACGUACACCUAUAUAAAUUCCAGUUUCCAGAAAUUCCGAUCAAAAUCAAAUCACAAAAAUAAACCGCCCCCUUUCUGCAAACCAUUUCUUCUAGGGUUCCGUCAAUUUCACCGGAAAAAAUGGGCGAUAACAGAAGAAUCGCAAUCCCAUGGUCCGAUCUACCAACGGAACUUCUCAAAGAGAUAGUCAACCGCCUCCACACUGAGACCGACGUCCGCCGCGUGCGCGCGGUGUGCCGUUCAUGGCGCUACUCUACGGCGCCGUUCAAGAAAUUGCCCGCUACGCCUCUCAAUCUCCCUUUCCCGUUCGAAGGAGAUACCCUCCCGGAGCACGACGGCGCGUAUUUCACCCUCAUCGAAAGGACCGUUUACCGCGUUGAAGCCCCCGAGGGCAAAACCCCCAAUUUCUGGCUGGUGAAGACCGAAGCAGCUUCGGAAGACGGCAAAUUGCGCAUUCUGAAUCCUCUCAGCCACCGCGAAAUAAAAAUCCGGCCGGGAAAUCAGAUGCCCAAGGUACUCAACACUCUGGAUUUCCGCGUUUCUGAGGUAUGCAAUUCUCACGCGCUUCGGUAUGUGAAUCCUUGUAAUCCAAACCCUAGGAACGAUUACAAAUUUGCCAAGAAAGUAGUUGUGGCCGCGUGUGCCGAUAAUGAAUAUGCUGUAAUGGCAAUUGAUGAAAGCUACCAACUGUGGUAUAUAAAAUCCAACGAGAAGAAUUGGACAAUGGUGCCCGACUAUAUCUUUCUCGAUAUUAUCAGCUGUAAUGAAAGAGGACAGUUCCUUGGCGUUGAUUACUAUACUGCAGUUUGGGUUUUCAAUUUCAAGUUAGAGGUGGUGAAUGAAGUUGCUCCCCUCACGGAUCUCCGUUUGUCGAAUGUACAUCUCCAUUCGUCGAAAGUACACUUGGUCGAGAUUUCCAACGAGUUGUUCUUGAUUGAAGAGAUCACAGAUAAGUAUCGAAGAGAGUGCACUUGCGACAACGAGGAAAUCGGAUGUCAAUGCAAGACUCCGAUCAAGAACACCGCUGUUGAGAUUGUGAUUUCCAGGUUUGAUGAAGGGACGGAAGAAUUUGUCGAGGCGGAUAUGGCUGCGAUUGGCGACCGCAUUAUUUUUGCCGGUGAUGAUUGUUCAUUCUCUGUUUCUGCACAAGGGGUCAAUGGGGGUCGGGUAUUUUAUACCGAUAAGUACAUAUGUUUUCGAACUGGAAAUGAAAAGAAUGACGACGACGACGACCAUGGGUUCAAUUACGUUUACGGUUACGAAGAGGUGACUGACGAUGAUGACACUGAUUGUGGGUCUGAUUGCGACGAGCUCUGUGUUUGUUGUUAUUCUGCCAGUCCUGCAGAAAGAGUAGUAGACGAUUUUGUGCCGGACGAUGACGUUAAAACCGUCUUCAGGGGAUUAAAUGGUCAUAAUAGCGGUGUGUAUGACUUUGAAACUCGUGAAUUGGGUUCACUGCUCAUGUUCCCUCACUAUGCAGAUGUGUUUUGGCCGCCACCUUCUUGGCUGAGCCGCCGCCGGAGUUAGUGGUUUUGUCCGUCUGUUGUGAGGGUACUGUAUUGUCACAAACUUUAGAACAAGCACAAACUUUUGUCAUCUGUAUAGAGUAGUGAGCUGUUGGUGUUCAAAUGUGAAUUUGAUUGCAAUACUGUUACCUAUAUAUGUAUAUAUACAUAUGAUGCUAUAUAGGCAUUUAUUUUCCAUUGGGCAAACAAAUAUAGAGUUAUUUUAAGAUAGAUUGUUUUAGGGUAAAUUACACAUAUACCCCUGAGAUAUGCUAAAACAACUUUAAGGUCCAUGUAGUUUCGGUAAUUACAAUUAUACCUGGAAACAUUGUUACAAACCCUAACGGAAUAAUGCAUUGGAUAAGUUAUUCUGUUAGGGUUCAAACGGACUAUUAGUUUCAGCCAUUGGUGAACAAAAUAGAGCUAGGGGUGACAUGACUCUCGAUACAUUGCUUAAAUUCUUAUUAUUUUAUAUAGGAUUUAUAAAUUUUGUAUGUGGUAGCAUUAACGGCCCCGCGCGAAACAAAUAUAGUGCAUAUCGGUCUCCAAGACAUGAAAUUUUAGCUCCAGUAAUUGUUUUGAGGGUUGUGGUUGUAAUUAUCAAUAUCACGGGACCUUCAAGUUACUUUAGUACACCUCAUGGUUAUGGAUGUAAUUGACCCUUGUUUUUAU
Erythranthe guttata (spotted monkey flower) is the source of this 2202-nucleotide messenger RNA. Its product is annotated as putative F-box protein At5g60060. The record is from RefSeq and is a predicted model, not a curated record. Gene Ontology annotation, molecular function: protein binding. NCBI's taxonomy places the organism in Eukaryota, Viridiplantae, Streptophyta, Magnoliopsida, Lamiales, Phrymaceae.